AUGUCAACACUUAGUAAAAAACAAAUUCAGUUAGAAGCUGAAAUUGAAAAAUCUAGAUUCGAAAAAGAUUGGGUUAAUUUAUCAAAUUUAAUUAAAAAAUAUAAUAAAUUAAAUAUAGAUCAUCAUGAACCAUUGGAAUUAUUAAUUAAAGUUGAAAAAUCAUUGUCAGAAUCAAAUUAUAAUGAAGCAUUGGAAACUUUAAAUAAGGCAUAUGCCACAUCACCAGAUAGUCAAGAGGUUUUAGCAUAUUUAGGUAUUGUCGAAUAUGAAAAGAAUGAUAUAGCCAAAGCAUUGGGUUUUUUAAAUAAAGUUUCAGUUAAUCAAUUUAUUAGUGUUAGCAAUCAAAGAAGAAUUGGUUUAUUAAUCCAAGCAUUUACAAUUAAAGGAAAAUGUUAUGAGAAUCAAGGUAAUUCUGUUGAAGCAUUAUCAGCCUAUCAAGCAGUCAUUGACGUUACCUUUAAAUAUUACAAAAAUUUCAAAUUAAUUGAUAAACAAACUAAACUUUAUUUUGAGGAAUCAUUAAUUAGAGUUGCCAUCAUUCAAAAAUACUUUGGUAAUAUUCAAAUAAGUAUUAAACAUUUAAGAAACUGUUUAUCAUCACAAAUUGGACUUAGCAAAAAUACAUUUAGAAUUUCUUUAACAACUUUAGCCCACUUACUAUUAAGAAAUGUAUCAUCAUCAUCAUAUAUUCCAGCAUUAGACUCAUCAAGUGACUCUACAACCACAUAUUCAGGUAUCCACCCAUCCAAACAAUUCUAUAUACCAAACGAUGAGGUUGAGGAAGGUACUUUAGCACUACUUUACGCAGAGGCAUUAAUUUCACAACAACAACAGCAACAACAACAACAACAGCAACAGUUACAAUAUCAACAGCAACAACAACAACUUUCGACACCUUCAUCGAAUACACCAUCAAAUACCAAUGCCACACAAUCAAAUCCAACAUCACCAAAUAUAAUCCCAACCAUUAGUAGUGUAUUACAUCACCAUCACCAUGCCAAUGGUAAAUCAAAUGACAUGGUAUUGUCAGCAAGCGGUGUUAAUCAUCAUAUGAAUAGCCACCAAAUCCACAAUCAAUUUAUUGAAUCUGAAGACCCAUGUUUAAUAUAUGACGACAUUUGUUUAGGCUACUCAAGAAGAGAGCAAUACUAUCCUAUUGUUGAAACUUUUGAAAAAUCUUUAGUUUUGGAUUUCAACGACCCACAUAAAUGGAUUCAAUUAGCCCUCUCACUUUACUCUGCAGGAAAAUAUAAAAGAUCAUUAUUCAUUAUAGAAGAAUGUUUAUCAAAAACUCCAAAAAAUAUUACUUUAUUAUUAUUGGCCUCAAAAAUUUGUAUUAAUCAUUUAAAUCAAAUUACCAAAGCAGUAUUAUUUGCAAAACAAGCACUUUCAAAUAUUGAUUUAGACGAUACAGCCUCUUUAAGUAAGGCCUAUUUAUUAAUGGGUAUUGCAUAUGGUAAAAAAGCAAUUGAAUGCAAAUCAUCACACGAAAAGAUUCAAAAUCAAGAAUUAGCAUUAUCAUCAUUAAAAAAUGCCUAUGAAAUUGAUCCAUAUGAUUAUAGAAAUAGCUAUCAUUUAUCAUUAAUUUAUGCGGAUUUUAGAGAUACACCAAUGGCAUUAAAAUAUAUUCAUGAAUCAUUAAAAUUAAAUCCACACGAUUCAUCAUGUUGGAGCUUAUUAACAUUAUUAUUAUCAUCAAAUAAAAAUUACGAAUUAGCCUAUAGAACAUGUAAUCAUGCAUUAACUCAAUCACCAACCAAUAUCGAAUUACUUUUAAUUAAAGCAAAACUAGAAUUAGCAUUAGACGAUGGAUCACAAGCAUUAAUAACCUAUAAAUCUGUAUUUCAAUAUUUAGUUUCAAAAGCUUUAACCUCAAACGAAGAUUUCGAUGAUUCUGUUAGUUUACCAAGAAAUAGAAAUCAAUCAGGACCCUCCAGUGUAGUUUCUUUCGAUUUAAGAUCAGGCACAACAGCAGGUGACAGUAGAUCACAUAGAUCAAAUACUAUAAGUGCUGUCGAUAUGGAUUCAGCAAUGAGAGAUUUCGAAGAUUCACCAACCUCACCAAAAGAUAUAUUAAGAACUACAACCAACUCAACAAACAAUAUUUCGAGUAAAGAAGUUCAUCGUAACAUUUCAUUAUGGUUAUCACUAGCUGAAGCAUUUACACAACAAAGAAUGUUCAAAGAUGCAGCCCAAUGUUUGGCACAAGCAGAGUCUAUUGACAGUGAUAGUGCUGACGUUUACUAUCAUCAAGGUUAUUUAAUGGAAACUCAAGACUUAACAACAAAAGCAAUCUCACUAUAUCAAAAAGCUCUUACUAUUGACUCUUCCCACACAAACUCUUUAAUCCGUUUAGCACUCCAUUAUUUCAGAGAAAACGAUUUAUUAUUAGCCGAAAAUAAUCUCACUGCUAUCCUCCGUUCAAAUGAUCCAGCAUCCCAUUUAGCAUGGUUCCAAUUAGGUCUUGUAUUAAAAUCUAAAGGUGAAAUCGAAAGAUCAUCAGAUUGCUUCAAAAAAGCAAUAGAACUUGACUCUACCUCACCAUUAAUACCAUACUAUCAAAUUUCAAGAAUUGCAAAUUAG
Dictyostelium purpureum is the source of this 2583-nucleotide messenger RNA. RefSeq lists its product as uncharacterized. The transcript is spliced from 6 exons. The record is from RefSeq and is a predicted model, not a curated record. Bases 1 to 2583 code for a protein of 860 amino acids. Gene Ontology annotation, molecular function: protein binding. NCBI's taxonomy places the organism in Eukaryota, Evosea, Eumycetozoa, Dictyosteliales, Dictyosteliaceae.